AUCAGACAAAGAGUUUGCCCAGUUAAGUUCAAUUCACUAUGUUAGAUCGUUCACCUGUGGAUGCUCACCUCGUGAGCAGACGAAUAGAAAACAUUUGGCCCACAAACGACUCAUUUGAGUGAGAGUGACUUCGUUUUAACGGCUUUUAUCUCCAAACAUUUUAACCACCUGUUUUCUAUAUUACAAAAGUUACAAUAUGAGUGGAAAGUAUUUAGGCUCAUAUGUGACAGUCGACUGUGGAGAGUUAUUCGGUUGUUAUCAAGGGCAAGUAAGUAAUGUGGAUACCCUUAACCAAACACUUACUUUGAAAGAUGUUUGGAAGAAUGGUUUAAAAUCAUCUAUUGAUGAUGUAACAUUGCUGGCUAAAGACAUUCUUAGUCUAGCCAUCAUUCCUUCACCUAAGGAUGACAAAAUUGGGAAUAGAGCAGAAGUUGAGCAUUUAGAAUCUCAGCGGAAUAAAAACAAAACCAGUGCCAGAGACUCUCCCCGUAAGUUUGAUGGUUAUGGAAGUUCUUCUUCUCAGCCUGCCCCUCCAGACACACCAAACAAGCUAAAUAAAAUGAAAGGAAGAGUUGGAAAAGAUGAUGUUUGCUUCGGAACUGAUGUCAACAUGGAAAAGGAUUUUGACUUUGAAACCAAUUUGGCACUCUUUGAUAAGAAAACAGUAAUGGGAGAGAUACAGUCAGGAAAACAACAAGGUCCUCCUCUUGGUCCUGGAGCCAGAACAGUGUCCAAUUUUAGACACGAUGAAAACAUUCUGGAAACCCUACCCCCCACAUACCGCCAAAUUCACCUUCCAUCACCAUCAACAAAGGAAUUCCUUACUGAUACAGGAUUAGUUGUACCCAGUGCAAGUCCUGAACUGAGAAAAGCAAUGCAAGAUUCCAUGGAAAAACUAGGCAUUAGUGUUGAAAGGAGAUCAGAAUCGAUAGCUCGAGCAGUUGCCGAAGUUGCUCUUCACUUUGUUGGUGGUCCUCACCGCUUGACACCUAAAAAUUCUCAUCAAAAACCAGUUGUCGUAGUUUUAUGUGGUAACCAUCCAGAAGCUGCUGGUGCUGUUUGUGCUGCUCGUCAUUUAGCCACUCUAGGAGUUCAGACGGUCGUCUACUUACAAACUUUGACUGUAUCCCACUAUUUGAAGAAAGAAAUUGAACUAUACAAACUCACGGGUCAAUCAGUCAUCAACAACGAAAAAAACUUGCCAUCUGCCUCGGUUGAUUUGAUCGUUGCUUCUUUGCUUCCUCCAAGCUGGGGAGGUGGCGACGAAAUCUCGAAGAUGAAAGGAAUCAUCGAGUGGGCAAACAAGCAGCGCGCUCCCACAAUGGCAAUCGAUCAACCUCCAUCUGCUGUUAUUAAUGCUACGCCUUGGUUGGAUGUUAAAUGUACUUUGUCGGCCGACUUACCAUUAGCAUACGGCGAUCGCGAUGGAAAAUUGUACCUUUACUCACUUUCUACACCUCGCAAGAUUUUCCAAUCAUUAGGCAUAGAGUACGAUUCACCUUUUGGCUCCAAGUUUGUUAUAACUCUGCACGAGUCUUGCUGAGAAUCUACACCACCAUUCUAUGUAUACGAUUAAUACGAAAGCGUCUGUAUUUACAUGAAUUUCGGUAAUAAAGACAACAAAUUUUCUAUAAAA
Daphnia pulex (common water flea) is the source of this 1636-nucleotide messenger RNA. RefSeq names its product enhancer of mRNA-decapping protein 3-like (gene Edc3). The transcript has 3 exons. The coding region runs from base 197 to 1543 and encodes 448 amino acids. NCBI's taxonomy places the organism in Eukaryota, Metazoa, Arthropoda, Branchiopoda, Diplostraca, Daphniidae. Gene Ontology annotation, biological process: deadenylation-independent decapping of nuclear-transcribed mRNA; P-body assembly. The record is from RefSeq and is a predicted model, not a curated record. Gene Ontology annotation, molecular function: mRNA binding. Gene Ontology annotation, cellular component: P-body.